AUGUCCAGCAGCCUGCAGGUGCUCGAGGAGGCGGCCCUCUUCGAGCAGGUCAGGGCGCACAUCGUGCCCGACUUUUCUGUAAAGGGCCACAAAGGGUUAGCGGGGCGAGUGGGUGUCGUCGGCGGCUCCGAGGAAUACACGGGGGCGCCCUUCUUUGCGGCCAUGAGCGCCCUGAGGACAGGCUGCGACCUCGCGCACGUCUUCUGCCUCCCGCAAGCUGCACCUGUCAUCAAAGGUUACAGCCCUGACCUCAUCGUGCACCCUUUACUCGGACACGCCGAAAAGGAAAAAGUGGCUGAGACAGUUGGUCCCUGGCUGCCUCGUCUGCACACGGUGAUCAUUGGUCCAGGUUUGGGACGCGACCCUCAGGUGCUGGAAGGCGUUUCGCACGUCAUUGACCUUUGCAGAGAGGCGGCCAAACCACUGGUGGUCGACGCAGACGGCCUAUGGUUGGCCACCCUGCGGCCGGACCUUUUCAAGGACUACCCUGGUCCUCUGGUACUGACGCCCAACGUGGUCGAGUACGAGCGUUUGGCCAAAGCCAUUGGCCAGGGCGAAGGUGCUAUGGCCGCCGCAUUUGGCCCGAACACGGUCGUCCUGCGCAAGGGCCCUAGUGACCUGAUCGAAGGCGCCUUAGGUGAAAAGGUCGAGUGCACAGCUCAGGGCAGUUGGCGGCGUUGCGGUGGCCAGGGCGACCUUCUCUCAGGAUCAAUUGGCACCUUCCUUUCUUGGGAGGUGUAUCAAAAGGUUGAAGGGCCGCAAACUGGCAUCAGGGCGGCCUACGCGGCUUGCAGACUGGUCAGGGACAUGAAUCGAAGGGCGUUUGCCAAGAGUGGACGCAGCACUUGUGCGUCGGACAUGCUGGCCGAGGUGCACGGGGCGUUUGAAGAGCUCUACGGCCAGUAG
This is a messenger RNA of Neocloeon triangulifer, 906 nucleotides long. RefSeq names its product ATP-dependent (S)-NAD(P)H-hydrate dehydratase (gene Naxd). Gene Ontology annotation, biological process: metabolite repair. The record is from RefSeq and is a predicted model, not a curated record. Lineage: Eukaryota; Metazoa; Arthropoda; Insecta; Ephemeroptera; Baetidae. The transcript has 3 exons. Gene Ontology annotation, molecular function: ATP-dependent NAD(P)H-hydrate dehydratase activity. Bases 1 to 906 code for a protein of 301 amino acids.